Molecule: messenger RNA, 1949 nt
Organism: Tachysurus vachellii
Lineage: Eukaryota; Metazoa; Chordata; Actinopteri; Siluriformes; Bagridae
Gene: dusp12
Product: dual specificity phosphatase 12
Exons: 7
Coding region: 105-1052 (315 amino acids)
Biological process (GO): protein dephosphorylation
Cellular component (GO): nucleus
Molecular function (GO): protein tyrosine/serine/threonine phosphatase activity
Source: RefSeq, a predicted model, not a curated record
GUCCGGAACUGAAGGUUUUUCUCUUAAGUUUCUCAUCGAAUCUGUUUUUGUAAAGGACCGCAUUAACAGGCUGUUUGUUUAGGAAUGAGCUCCUUAAUAACACCAUGAUCUCAGUUGAAGGUGGUCUGUAUAUUGGCUCUGUGUCAGAUCUUAAGGAUUCUGAAGCUCUGAAGCUCUCUGGUAUCACUCACAUCCUCAGUGUGGAUUCUGAACAACCAGAGCUUUCAGGUUUUAACAUCAAAUUUGUCCAUGCGCUGGACGAUUCCUCCACAGAUCUCCUAAGCAAGCUAGACAGCUGCAUCCUAUUUAUCAGUGAUGCUCUGAAUGCAUCUGCUUCUUCCUCUUCCUCCUUUUCAUCAUCAGCUCCAUCAUCAUCAACAUCAUCUGUUCUUGUUCACUGUCAUGCAGGUCAGAGUCGGAGUGCUGCCAUUAUCACUGCUUAUUUAAUGAAGACACACAAGCUGAGCACUCAGGAGGCAUAUACUAAACUCCAGAACACCAAACCAGAUGUCAAGAUAAAUGAAGGAUUUCUUGAUCAGUUGAUGCUGUAUGAAGCUAUGAAUUGUGAACUGGACACCAGCAGUGUGUUUUACAAGCAGUUCCGAUUAAAGAAAAUUACUGAGAAAUAUCCAGAGCUUAAAAAUGUUCCCCGAGACAUCUUUGCAGCCGACCCUGCACAAAGCCACAGCACUGAGGCCGUCUACAGAUGCAGAAAGUGCAGACGCACACUGUUCCGACACUCCAGCAUCCUUAGUCACUGUGUAGGCAGCGGCCAGACUGCUUUCUCCCAUAAGAGGCAGAGCAGAGGACCACCAGCUGGAGAUCAGAGCCAGUGUACGUCGUAUUUCAUCGAGCCAGUGCAAUGGAUGGAGGAGGCACUGCUCGGGGUCAUGGAUGGACAGCUCUUGUGUCCUAAGUGUAGCUCUAAGCUCGGCUCGUUUAACUGGUACGGAGAGCAGUGUUCGUGCGGCCGCUGGGUGACUCCUGCCUUCCAAAUGCACAAGAACAGAGUGGAUGAAAUCAAACACAUCGACAUCGCAGCACUUAAAUAACACCAGUAAACGCUUUAUUCCCCAAAUAAAGACCUAUAUUGUUUAAUCGUUUUGUAUUGGCUUCAGGCUUUUUACCUAAACCAUGCUAGACAUUUAAACACAGGUUACAGGUUUAUACAGGUCAGUAUUUACUUUCACACUUCAUCCAGUAGAUGGCGCCACAUUUAUAAAGUCUUCGAUAAGUUUCCCCCACGAUAUCAAACCUAAAAUCCAGUGGGAGGAGUCACCUGAUCCAGCUCCUCCCAUAUGGGUGGAGUCAAACCACAACGCUAGUGAGGUUUUGAUAUAAGGUCCAUAAAUUCAUUUGAUUUAAUUCUGAAGUAAUCGUGCAGAUAAUGCUUAUCUCUGUACUGAUGUAAAUUAAAAUGAGGGAAGGAAAGACAUUUAAAUAAAUGGAAAAUACACAGUUUAAUGUUUUUACACAGAUUUAAUGUUUUAAUUACUCAGACAUUGAAGCUAAUACAGCUAACAAGAUAAUACUGCGCUUAUAGCUUCCAGUUUAGUAUUACAUAAAAUAUAGCUGUAAAUCAUGACAAAUUCACCUCAGACUAAGUCUAAGUAUUGUAUAUCAAACAGAAGUGUUUGUGAGUUCUAACACUAAACACGCUGAGUUUGGUUAAAUAAACGGACUAAAUUGAUACAGCAGAGAUAAAAACAGUUGUGGCAGCCAUGUUGACUUCUUUCAGCCCUUUUGUCACUCAGACUUACAAUCAUUUAAGAUAUGAUGUGUUUCAUAUAAUAACAUAAUCACAUAAUUCCAUUUAGUUUUGUAUAUGAAAUGUUAACUGAUCCUGCUGAACUGUACAGUUGUGUAAAUGAUUCCACUGCUCCAAAUGAUUGAUUCACUGAUCCUGUUUAUAUAGGGUUAGGGUUAGAGGGGGGGACUGCAUACAGUUC